AUUGAGCCACAUCAUUAUCAUCAUUUUAUCAUCACCACCAAAUCAAUAUUUGACUUUCUCCUUCAAUCAAUCAAUCAAUCAAUCAACCAAUCAGCCAUUGAUUGUUUCUAUAAAUCAUCUCCAUGUGUGAUGAAACUACACACGAUUAUCAUUUAAACUUUUUUGUAUCACUCUCUUUUACACAGAAAAAAAACGUUUUUUUUUGCUGCUGCUGCUGCUGAAAUCCAUAAGAGUCAAAUCAUUUGCCCCCAUUGAAACGCAUUAUAGCCAUUGUUGUUGUUGUGAUGAUGAUGAUGACUUGGAUUUGACUGACUGAAUUUUAUAUCCUCAUCAUUCCACUCUGUGUUACAAAGUUUUGGAUUAUCAUUCUAUCUCAUAAAAAAAGCAUAAUGGAGAUUGAUGAAGAUUGUAAUUCGAAUGUAUUCAAAAAACCAACAACCACUGGUCUUAGUUUUCAAAAUUUUGUUCGUCCAACAUCUCAUACAACAUCGGCAACAAUUUCAUCAUCAUCAUCGCAAACAGCAACAACAACAUCAUUUUCACAAAUGAAUACACCAUCACGUUCAUCGCAUUGUAGACGAGGAUCAUCUGGAAUAUUUUUCAACACAAUGUUUUGUAUGUCACAUCAUUUUCGUCACCUGAAACGUUUACAUAUGGAAUCAAUGGAAGGUUUGAAUAUUAUCAAACAACCACCGGCAAGAGCUGUAUUUCGUUCAUCAUUACCAGCAACACCGAUUGCAACACCAAUAUAUCGUGAAUCAUUUCCAUUUUUUACUGAACAAACAUUAAUGGAACGAUUAUGUCGUACACCAUCACCACGACGAUCAUAUUCACGUAAUUCAUCACAAAUGGAUACAAGUGAAUGUGAAAUGCAACAACCACAACAUCAACAUCAACCAAUGGAAAUUUGUUCACCAACAACAAUCGAUGAAGAAUCUCUGUCAAUUUCAUCAAAUUCAGCAUCUAGUCCUAAUAAAGAAAGACCAAUGGAUGAAAAACAAAAUUCAAUUGAUAACACAACAACAACUGAUAUACAAUCAAGUUUAAAUGACAUUUAUUACAAAAUAAGCGAUCAAUUUAAUCCCGAUUGAUUGACUCGCAUUUGCAUGAUGAUCAUAUUUAGUUCAACAAUAUAUAAUCAGUUUGUGUUGCUUUUAUAUAAAUGAAUUCCAUUCAUCAUCAAACACAUCAUCAUCAUAUAAUCAUCAAAUGGUCAUUUUAUAUAU
Molecule: messenger RNA, 1226 nt
Organism: Dermatophagoides farinae (American house dust mite)
Lineage: Eukaryota; Metazoa; Arthropoda; Arachnida; Sarcoptiformes; Pyroglyphidae
Source: RefSeq, a predicted model, not a curated record